GUUAGGACAAGGAAAAUUAAAACCUUAUCAGUAUUUUACACUGAUGUCUCAUUUUGUAGUGACUGCUUUUUCGCUGCUUUCUCACUAGGCCAUCUAGUGACACCACUAAAUAGAUGCGCUCCUGCAUUUCUCGCACAUGCGCUAAAAACCCGGCCACUGGUUUCACUGGUACUCGACUUCUCGUUCCUUUAAUCGAUAGUAGGAAAAAUGGCGCUUGCCAUGGAAGGUUUAACUGAUGUACAAAAGCAAAUUUUUACGAAAAUUAGCAACAAUGAAGUGGCAGAGCUUAAAACAUUAUUGGCGGCAAAUAAAAUUAAAAUGGAUUUCGUAGAUGAAAAUGGUAUGAGUCCGCUUCAACAUGCCUGUUACAAAGGAAAUAAAGAAAUUGUACAGAUGCUUCUCGAUCAGGGUGCUGAUGUAAAUGCAUGUCAACAUGAAAAUGCAUAUACAGCUCUCCAUUUGGCUGCUCUUAGUGGAAACGCAGAACUAUGCCAUCUUUUAAUGUCACAUGGAGCUCGAUUGACUGCAAAAAACAAUGUAGGACGAACUCCAGCACAAAUGGCUGCUUUUGUUGGGAAUCAUAAUUGUGUAGCAGCUAUCAACAAUUUUAUUCCAAAGGCUGACAUAGAUUAUUAUUUGAAACCACAAGGUCUACAAACUGAAUCAAUGCUUCCACCACAUCUGGCGGAUUCUUUCCAUAAAUUUAUAAUGCAAGUCAAUGUACAUCCUGUACGUGUAGCGUUGAACUUACAGAGAUGUCCUGGUCUCUUGGAAAAUGCUGUUAAGGUACAAAAAGUUCUAGAAUCAAUGCGUCACAAAGAAAUGACAAGAGGUGCAGAAACAAAUGAAGUGAUGGCAUUUAAGUAUCACUACCUCAGUUGUGUUGUAGCUGAAAUAAUUAAAUUUCAAAAGAGGCAAGAAGCAAUGAAGGCAGAGAAAACCGAAAAAACAAAUGAAGAAGGAGAAGAAAGAAAAUCAGAUACUAUAGAAGGGUUAAUAAGAAGAUUUUUAAAGUGUAGCAAAAACGAUGGUACGCCAGAAUAUCAAGAAGCUUUUCUUAGAGAAACUGUAAGAGAAUUUCCAUAUAGGGAAAGCGCAAUUUUUCGUCAAAUGGUAGCAACUCUUGCAGCUACUGAUCCACCGUCAGCGGUGUCAGUAGUAUCAGCCGCAAUUAAUGGUCAGAGAGCAUUUUCGGAUAAUGCACAAAUCUGCAUCACCUGUGGAGAGGAUAAAGCUAAUAAAAAAUGCAGUAAAUGUAAAAUAGUGCAAUAUUGUGAUAGGGAAUGUCAAAGACUUCAUUGGUUUAUGCAUAAAAAGGCAUGUACUCGAUUAGGUCAAAGUAUAACGCCAAACGCGGAAAUAAGCGAUGUGGAUAAAGAACAAAUAAGUAAUGCUGUAAGCUCUAGGUUACAAAAUCUAAAUGUUAAUUAAUUAAGAGUAACAGAAAAUAUCAAAUUUAUUUCGAAACAAUCAAUUUUAAUGUGCUGUUUACAGAGAGCAACGGACUUUUUAUGUAUUACAUUUUAUAUUUCGAUCACUUUUUUGUUUGACAAUUUCAUCGAAUGACUCAUCGUGUAUUAUAAAUAAUGUCGUUGUACCCAAAUAUUCUAUUAAAAAUGUUAUUUCCUCAGAA
Molecule: messenger RNA, 1633 nt
Organism: Megachile rotundata (alfalfa leafcutting bee)
Lineage: Eukaryota; Metazoa; Arthropoda; Insecta; Hymenoptera; Megachilidae
Product: ankyrin repeat and MYND domain-containing protein 2
Molecular function (GO): protein binding
Source: RefSeq, a predicted model, not a curated record